Molecule: messenger RNA, 591 nt
Organism: Oppiella nova
Lineage: Eukaryota; Metazoa; Arthropoda; Arachnida; Sarcoptiformes; Oppiidae
Source: the annotation of a GenBank genome assembly
GUCUAUGGCUGUAUAUGUUAACAGUAAAUAGGCUAUCAUUAUAUUGGUAUAACACUUGUGGUACUCAUCAUAAUAACUGAUUCCAUGGCACAGACAGAAGACAUAGACAUGAAUAUGGAGACGACAGACGGACCGCCAAUUGAGGGCAUAGAGGAACACCUCGUGCACGACAUGACUCAUCUGUCGCUGGGAAGCGGAGGUUCUUCGGACACAUCUCGUGCGGACGCGCGGCGCCUAUCGAUCCAGCGAUGUAUUGGGAAUCUGAUCCACUCGUGUCAGUGCCGGGACGCCGACUGUCGACUCCCAUUGUGUCAUAAGAUGAAGCGAGUCGUACGACACGCCAAGUCCUGCAAACGGAGGUCCAACCAAUCCAACCAACCCAACCAAACGGCUGCCCCCGGCUGUCCCAUCUGUAAACAGCUGAUCGCCCUGUGCUGCUAUCACGCCAAACACUACAACGGCAACUCCAGCAGCGCCUACCAACACGCCAGAGACGUAUACCUCCUUAAGAGACGUAUUGCCUCCAUGGCCAGUAUGUCUCAACACAUGCCAUGUCAACAGUCAUCACAUACACCAUCAGUUUCGAAAUGA